GACACCGUUGUGUCGUUUCUGUCAAAUAAACCGUAAACAAAGUACAAUAAAAAACAUCUUUAAAUAAGUUUGUAAACCCUUUAUAAAUUAUUAAUAGAAUAUAUUGUUUAAUAAAGAAGAGUUAUAUUAUAUAAUGGCAAAGAUGAAUUCUACUAGCUUAUAUAUAACUACAAGCCAAAUAAUAUUAAAAUCCGAUCCAAACAAUCCAAGUACCUGGCAAGAUCUGUAUCGCUUAGCACCUUAUUUAAGAAACUCGCUCUGCUGUGUAGUGUGCGGGAAUUUGUUAACAGACCCUUUAACACCUGUAAGUGGUAAAUGUCAACAUCACAUAUGUAGAAAGUGUAAAGGUGGACGUAAAAAAAUUAAACCGGCGUGUCUGUGGUGCAAGGAUUGUAAAUCGUACACGGAAAACCAGACAUUGCGAAUACUUCUGCAGUGUUACAAAAAGAUGUGUAUAAUGUUAACACAAUCGGGAAUAUUUCAGCGACUACUACAAUUAGCAACGCAGGAUAGUGGCUUUGGAGCUAGUAAUCUUAUAAUGUUAAUAAAGGAAGGAGCGUCGUUCGAAGAUGAUUACCAAAUUAAUGUAGGUUUAUCAAAGUCAUUAUAUAGCAUUUUACCUUGCAUAUACACAAAUUCGUCGACACAAACUUUACAGCUAACUCAUAAUGAUAAGAAUAGAGGCAUGUUGUUAAAUUCCACUAUGCAAAAGGUUACCGAUCACGAAGCAUUAUAUUCAAUCACAUAUGCAGGGUCCGGCAAUAAAAUCACUAUAAAGCGUAAAUCGAAAGAAACUCACAUUCCAAUUAAAAAAGAAAACUGCAAUAAGGCCCUUUUCAAGAAACCUACAAACAAGUGCAUAUUAAAGUCUCGUCAUGGAUGUCGUUGCGGAAAUGCUACAGCAACUCCGGGAAAAUUAACAUGCUGUGGUCAGCGAUGUCCUUGUUACGUGGAAAGUAAAGCUUGCCUGGGAUGUAAAUGCAGAGGGUGCCGAAAUCCUCACCGUCCCGACGGGAAUAAAGUUCGACCACAUGUCUCGCAAGUCCAACAUCUCGAAAGCAUAUCAACUUUAGCCGCUCAAAAUCGGAAAAUUCAGGUUACGAACGUAGAAUUAGACACGAAAAUGACUGUGGAAGAGUUUAAUGAGCAUUUAAUGGUAGCCAACAUAAAAGUACUCGAACCUUUUAAGAAAAUACCAACUUCGUUACCACAUGCUAUCCUAGUGAGUGAUAUGUCUGAAGAUGAGGAGAUUACUGUGGACGUUUGACUGACAUUUCUCUCUUCGAAUUUACUUACGUUUUAGUAUUAAGCAGAAUCAGUGAUAUUUUUCUUUAUAUAAUAGUGUGUUGAGUGUACUAUAGUUAUAUCGGAAGUAAUCAAAGCGUUUUUUUUUAGUUUGGUUUACACAUUAGUUACGGAACAACACGCUCAUUUGUGUUGGAUAUCAGGCUUUCUUAGGAACACUAAGUCAAACGCCGCCCUCUAUGGGUUCACACUGUGGCAGUCAUUAACUAGAUCAAAUAUUGUCUGUUAAAGCAGAAACAAUUUGAAACAAGACGCAUGUUUAAGAUAUGCAGCACUUUUUUCCAUUGAAUCAAAAUUAGACAAUUCUUUGUGUUGAACAUGUAAAACAUAAUAAAAUAGAAAUAACUAUUUUUUUUAAAUAUGUUUUGUGAUAACUGUUUUGAGCAAAGGAA
Messenger RNA from Photinus pyralis (common eastern firefly), 1697 nucleotides. RefSeq names its product E3 ubiquitin-protein ligase MSL2 (gene msl-2). Gene Ontology annotation, molecular function: ubiquitin protein ligase activity. The transcript is spliced from 4 exons. Gene Ontology annotation, cellular component: MSL complex. The coding region runs from base 134 to 1267 and encodes 377 amino acids. Lineage: Eukaryota; Metazoa; Arthropoda; Insecta; Coleoptera; Lampyridae. The record is from RefSeq and is a predicted model, not a curated record.